AAUGAAAAAUGCAGCAAAUUAGAAUGAGGGAUAUGUGGAAAAAUAAAGUUCAAAAUAACCAUUAAUAUAUGUAGAGAUAAUAUAAAAAGGUGCAGAAACGAAUGAGAUAACUAUUCAAAAUUGAUCAAUAAAAAGUUUCUAUAAGA
Messenger RNA from Paramecium octaurelia, 146 nucleotides. The record is from the annotation of a GenBank genome assembly. NCBI's taxonomy places the organism in Eukaryota, Ciliophora, Oligohymenophorea, Peniculida, Parameciidae.